AUGGCCAACCGAACCGACCGAUCUCUCGUGCUGAUUGGCUCCGGGCCUGGCAUCGGCCGACACGUAGCCAUCGAGUACGCCCGCAAGAGGUUCAACAAGAUUGCGCUAGUGGCACGGAACCCGACCCAGCUCGCCGAGGACAAGGCCGCGGUUGAGGCCGCCGUUGUUGAUGGAAAAGUCGACGUCCAGACGUUUGCGGUCGACAUUACCGACUCGGCCAAGUUCCGCGCCGAGCUCGAGAACAUAGGCCGCGUCGUUGGCACGCCCGAGUGUGUCUACUUCAACGCCGCGAGGAUCAUCCCCACGCCGUUUUUCCAGGCAACGGAAGAGGACAUCCUGUACGACUUCAAGAUUAACUGUACGGCUCUAUAUGCCGCCGCCGAGUGGGCGUUCCCCCAGCUCGCCGACCUCAAGCGCUCCGACUCUCAAGCACGGCCUUCCUUCCUCGUCACGAGCUCCCUGCUGCCCAAGUAUCCGAUCGCGGAUCUCUUCAUCCUCUCCAUGGUCAAGGCCGCGCAGCGAAACAUGGUGCAGUCCUUGUCGGAUGUAUACAAGCCUCAGGGUGUACACGUCGGUGUGAUUGCCGUCGGUGGCCCCGUCAGCCCAUCGUCUGCGACGUUGAACCCGACCAACAUUGCGGCCCGAGCGUGGGAUUUCUUCAACCAGGAUGACUUUGAGAUUGAGAUCUUGUAA
Messenger RNA from Purpureocillium lilacinum, 693 nucleotides. RefSeq lists its product as uncharacterized. The record is from RefSeq and is a predicted model, not a curated record. NCBI's taxonomy places the organism in Eukaryota, Fungi, Ascomycota, Sordariomycetes, Hypocreales, Ophiocordycipitaceae.